This is a messenger RNA of Venustampulla echinocandica, 1671 nucleotides long. RefSeq lists its product as uncharacterized. NCBI's taxonomy places the organism in Eukaryota, Fungi, Ascomycota, Leotiomycetes, Helotiales, Pleuroascaceae. Gene Ontology annotation, molecular function: flavin adenine dinucleotide binding; oxidoreductase activity, acting on CH-OH group of donors. The coding region runs from base 1 to 1671 and encodes 556 amino acids. The record is from RefSeq and is a predicted model, not a curated record. The transcript has 4 exons.
AUGGGCGAAACUUUUGAUUUCAUAGUUGUCGGAGGAGGAACAUCUGGCUGCGUCGUUGCCAGCCGCCUUGCAAAUGCCCCCUCUGCCCCAAAGGUUCUUCUCAUCGAAGGCGGCAGUGCAAAUGAUAGCCCCACACUCCGCACUCCUGAGAACCGCUGGUCGAUAGUCUACACAGAACCAUCCAUCAAUUGGGGCUACAAAACCACCCCUCAGUCACAUCUUAACGGGCGAGAACUGGGUUGUCCUCGUGGUAGAGGCCUUGGGGGCUCGAGUGCAGUCAACUUCUCCUCUUGGAUUAUAGGGUAUCAGGAAGACUUCAAUGAAUGGGCUGGUUUGGUGGACGAUCCGUGCUGGAAGUGGGAGGGUAGAAACGGGGUCAAGCAGAGGUUCAGAAAGAUUGAGAGAGUCCGUGAUGGCAUCGAUGACGAGCAAUCGAAGAUGGUCAACCGCGAACUGUUAAACCUGCACUCGAAGGACGGCAUGGUAGAUCUGUCUUACAGUCAGAUCUGGGGGGGUCAGGAGCUUUUAGCUUUCAAGAUUGCAAAGGAGCUUGAGAUCGACAUCAAUGGCGAUCCCAAUUCUGGAAACCCAAGCGGGAUGGGAAUUGCGCCCUCAACCUUCUUCAAUGGAGCCCGAGUAACGGCUUUCACGGCAUAUCUCUCGUCUCCUCCACCGAAUCUCACAAUUCUUACAAACAACGUUGUCGCCAAAGUCCUCUUCGAUGAUACCAAGCGCGCAGUUGGUGUUUCGACUCUCUCCGGGCAAGUUUACUAUGCAUCGAAGGAGAUCAUACUAUCUGCUGGGGCUUUGGAUUCGCCAAAGAUUCUUCUCCUCUCUGGAAUUGGUCCAGCCGAUGAGCUUAGCAACCUUUCGAUCCCUGUUAUCCAAGACCUUCCUGGCGUUGGGAAUAAUCUAAUAGAUCACUCUCUGCUGUUUAUAUCAUUCCUCCUAAAACCGAAGGCCUUUCAAACAGGAACGCAAUCCACUGUGUCUAAGGAUGUCGGAGAUCCUCUUUUGGAUACCGGGAGCCAGGCAUCAAUGGCCUGGCUCCAAUCAUCCGCCGUGCUAUUCUCUCCAGAGUUUUACUCUCUCCCCGAAUCAGUCAAAACCCACAUUUCAAAGACCUGCACGCACGAACUCAUAUGCACCAAUCUCGCUGUAGGAAGCUUACCACCUCUGCGCCCAGACGCAGAAAUAUUAACACUCGUUGCCGCCAUCAUGAACUGCCAAUCUGUUGGCUCCGUUACACUAUCUUCCUCCGACCCCUCAACGCUACAAGUAAUUGACGGAGCUUACCUCUCCCAUCCAUAUGACCGCCGCGUUGCGACCGAGGCCGUUCGCGGAUGCUUGGAGCUUUCCCGCGCCCCGGCCGCCCAAGGUCUUAUCGAAGAGGCAAUUAUUGCUCCGAAGAGUGAUAGUGAGGAAGAUAUUCGGGAAUUUUGCAAGGAGCAGGGGAGUUGUGGAUUACAUUUUGCCGGAACGUGCAAAAUGGGAAAGGAGAGAGAUGGGAUGUGUGUUGUGAACAACCGAUUUCUGGUCAGAGGCACUAAGGGGCUGAGGGUUGUCGAUCUCUCAGUUGCACCACUUAUGAUGAAUAAUCAUACACAGAGUACUUGCUAUUUGAUUGGAGAAACAGCUGCCGAGAAGAUUAUCAAUGAGUACGGGUUAUAG